Caretta caretta (loggerhead turtle) is the source of this 10050-nucleotide messenger RNA. It is a transcript of the gene KBTBD12, whose product is annotated as kelch repeat and BTB domain containing 12. The record is from RefSeq and is a predicted model, not a curated record. Gene Ontology annotation, molecular function: protein binding. Lineage: Eukaryota; Metazoa; Chordata; Testudines; Cheloniidae.
GGUCGCUCUGCCCGCUGCACGUGUGGCCAGGCCGGGACCCGCAGCAGCCCGGCCCCAGGGUCCAAACGGGGACCCCGACCCAGGUCCUGUGUACAUUGUGGCAAGCUGGACCCAGUUUCUGGAGCAAGGUCUCCUGGUUUCUGAGGUUCUCUGGGCCUAAAUUCUGCAGAAAACUGGAAAUUCUGUGGCACCUUCAGAAAUAUUUUAUGAUGAAGGCAUAUCACUUCGAGAGCAAUCAGACAUGCAAGUAGCCCUUCCAAAAAUCAAGCAAGUUCUUGAAGAGAUUUAAAAAUAGAAAAUUUUGAGUUUUAUUAUGGAUCACAAGACUGAAGGGAAAAGGAAGCAGCGACAUAGCUUGACUUUACUGGAUCAAUUAAACAGUAUGAAAGAAUUAACACAAAUGAUUGAUGUGGUCCUUGUAGCAGAAGAUGAGAAGUUCCCCUGCCAUAAAUUGAUAUUGGCUGCAUUCAGUCCCUAUUUCAAAGCUAUGUUUACCUGUGGCUUGCUUGAGUGCACCCAAAGAGAAGUGGUGCUCUAUGACAUCUCGUCAGAGAGUGUGUCCAUAAUACUCAACUACAUGUACAGUGCAGAUUUGCACCUCACUAAUUUCAAUGUCCAAAGUGUUGCUGUUGCUGCAUUUUUUAUGCAGAUGGAAGAUGUUUUCAAUGUGUGUCAGAAAUACAUGAUGGACCAUAUGGAUGCUUCCAACUGUGUGGGGAUCUACUAUUUUGCAAAGCACAUUGGGGCAGAGGAAUUGUCCGAUCAAACCAGGCAAUAUUUGUAUCAGCACUUUGCUGAGGUGAGCUUGCAUGAAGAAAUAUUAGAGGUUGAAGCACAGCAAUUGCUGAGUCUCAUAAGAUCAGAUGAUCUGAAUGUAUCCCGGGAGGAGAACAUUUUGGACUUGGUCCUCAGAUGGGUGAACCAUAGCAGAAAAUCACGUGUCGAGUACCUGAUUGAACUCCUGAAGCAAGUGAGACUGGAACUUGUAAGUCCUUCUUUCCUAGUGGAAGCUCGGAAAAGGAACACGGUUCUUCUCUCUAACUCAGAAUGUCAUGAUAUGAUUGAUGGAGCAUUAGAAACUAUAAAGAAAUCCACCCACCCCUCUCUCAGUCUUCGCUAUGGCAUGGAGACCACCAGUCUUCUACUUUGCAUCGGCAAUAAUUCUCUGGGGAUUCGAUCAAGACAUGGUAGCUAUGCAGAUGCCAGUUUUUGUUACGCUCCUGCAACACAAAAGACUUACUUCAUUUCCUCCCCAAAGUAUGGUGAGGGUUUAGGAUGUGUGUGUACCGGUGUUGUCACUGAGAACAAUGAUAUUAUUGUGGCAGGGGAGGCCAGUGCUGCCAAAAUGUCUAGACAAAAAACCAAGAACAUUGAAAUUUAUAGGUACCACAAUAGAGGAAACCGGUUUUGGCAAAGUUUGUGCACUGCUCAGUUUCGUGAACUCUAUGCCUUGGGCACUGUUCAUAAUGACCUGUAUGUCAUAGGAGGGCAAAUGAAACUGAAAAAUCAAUAUCUGGUCACAAACUGUGUUGAGAAGUAUUCCAUGGAGCAAGAUAGCUGGAGAAGCGUGGCACCUCUUCCAGUGCAACUGGCCUGCCAUGCUGUGGUAACAGUAAAUAAUAAACUCUAUGUGAUGGGAGGCUGGACACCACAGAUGGAUCUCCCUGACGAUGAGCUGGAUCGAUUAAGUAACAGAAUGUUGCAGUAUGACCCAGGCCGAGACAAAUGGACAGAGUGCACACCAAUGAAGUACUCCAAAUACCGUUUCAGCACAGCUGUAGUCAACAGUGAGAUUUAUGUCUUGGGAGGAAUUGGCUGCUUGGGUCGAGACAGGGGACAGGCACGGCAAUGUCUUGAUGCAGUGGAGAUUUAUAACCCUGAUGGGGAUUUUUGGAGAGAUGGGCCUCCGAUGCCUUCUCCUCUCCUCAGCUUACGAACCAACUCCACUAGUGCAGGCUCGGUGGAAGGGAAGCUAUAUCUCUGCGGAGGAUUUCAUGGAGCAGCUCGCCAUGAAAUUAUCACCAAAGAGAUCCUAGAGCUGGAUACGUGGGAAAACCAGUGGAAUGUGGUGGCCAUCAACGUCCUCAUGCAUGACAGCUACGAUGUCUGCCUUGUAGCUAGACUGAACCCCCGAGAUCUUAUCCCCCCACCCUCUGACCUAGUGGAUCAAUAGAAAUGCAGUUGUUCCUUGUGCUUCCAGAUUCUGCUGUAGCUGAAGAGCUCAGAAUAGAGAGAGAUGUGCAGCUUGACCUCAGAAGUGGCCUGAGGUGAAAAUUGGGUUCUACAGAGAUGAGUCUGUGACAUGCUCAAGCAAGCAGUGUCUUAGACCUGUGAUCUCAGCCACUGCUAUGUACUCAGUAUUGGUACUUCAAGCUUUUGUGAUUGGUACUAUGGGCUUCCCAUCCCAAUAAGCCUCUGGAGUUGGCCCAGGCACCCUACCACAGCACUUCAUCGUUUAGCCGUGUAAGCUCUAAUGUACAACGCAGGUUGGGCUGCUGUGGGCCUUAGCCUCACCAUCAUAGUUGCAGCUCAAGGCCCAUUGCAGGGUAAAGCAGCACAACUGAAUGAGAGCCCUAGCAGGUGCAGAUAAAGUUUCAAGGGAAGAUUCUGCCUUCACGUACAUGCUGUGCACCCCAUUGAUUUCAGCAGGGUUAACGUGGGUGUUAAGAGCUUGCAGAACUUGGUCUGAAAUUGGUACAGUUGCCCAAAGGGGUAGAUUGAAGCUGGCCCAGUGCAUGAGCAGUGGUAGUGGGAGAGAAGAGGCAAGGAGCCUUCCUUUCUUUUGCACUCCUGCAGAGGGGCCAAGCUUAGUCCCAGUGGGGAGCACAGACUAGAGCAAAUAGUAAUACUAACUACCUUAAAGAGGUUGGGAUGAAUGUAGGCUGUGGCCCUGCCUCCAUCCCCUCUGGAGGUGAACCAGUUCUGGGGGAGAGCAUCCUGCAUCUUCGCUCAGUAUUCUGAAGCUCCUGCACCAGUGUCAGGAGGAAAUCCAGUGCUCAGGGGCUUGCGCUGCUGUGUGACCAGGUGUAGCCAGUACCUUGAAGGUACAGUUUGGCUCAGUUUUGAAGCCCUUAUUAGUUACAACUUUGAAUACAAUAUUUGAAAAGGGGGGGGAGAGAAAUGAAACACAAAAAUAAAAAUUAAACCAACUUUAUCAUCAGCAAAUGAGAUUUGCUGCCAUGCAUCCACACAAAGAGAACAAAGAUUGCGACGGCAGCUCCUCAGCAGUCUAGCAGUCAUUGUUUAUAUCAGGCUAUUGUUUAAAUAGAAGUAGCUUUCAUGUAGCAUUGGGAUAAACUCUGCACCAAAAGAGGGAUUUUGCUGUUUCCAGAGGGACUUAAGAGUAGUUCAGACAGAAUGAUCACAUUGAGCUUCUUGAAGCAGCAUUAGGUUCACAGGAUUAGAUGACAGUAGACUAGAAAUGUGCUGAAGUCUUGCCAGGUAGCUGAUAUUCAGUUUGAAUUAGUAAUAUCCUUUCAUGUGUACUCUGAUGCCUGCCUCAUAAUGUAUCUGAGUGUCAAUUCCUAGGCAGUACAGGCAAGGGGAUUGGGAAUCUGAGCAGUUCUGUUGGGCUGAAACUACAAUUGAGAGGAUGCUGCUUUACUCAUAAAAUGAGACCAUCUUUGGAGAACAUAGCAAUAUGUUAUAAAGUGCUGAAAUGCUCAAGAAUUCAUUUGCAGCAAAACGUUGCUGCUUUGGGUCACAAGACCAACAACAAAAAGGGCAAGAAGUGAUCAGGAAAGACAGCCUGAGUCCCCUCCGAGAGUUUGAGGACAGUCACUUGCAGAGCAGGAUUCACAUACUGGAAUGGUGCUCCACACUCUUCUUGAAUCCUAUAUUUGGUUCCAAAAGUUCCAGCAGUUUAUCAUUCUCCCUGCUGUGACUAGUAGCUGGAGGGAUGGAGAAGAUGACCCGAAUGGCCUUUCCCCUCUCUAAUUUCUGUGAUUCACUAACUAUUCCCUUGACUAUCCAGUGGGACUAUCAAUCUGUUUUAUAAAAAUACUCAACAGGAAGUUCACCAAAGGUUGCUCGAUACAUACAAUACUGCACUGAGGGUCAGUUGGGCAGUGGGUAUUUUGGUUUUUAGAAGGAAAGUAGAAAUGAGGCUGUGAGCCUUAUGAGUCAGCCUAUAUCUCCCUGCAUGUUCCCUAGGCAGGAUAUGUUUGACAGUCUAAACGUUCACAUUUGUGUCUCUCGCCUUUGUAACGUUAAAUCAUUCUUGUUCCUUUCCUAUGUUGACAUGUGACCUAGUGUAACUUUAGGGCCAAGAUUGCCAAGAUUGCCUCAGUGGUACAAGCUAAGGUGGCCAGUUCUUAGGAUCUCUUCUGAAAACCUGGGUUUUUAAAAGCUCUUUGCUGUCAGCACCCAGGUGACAUUAAAGUUGCCCGUUAACGUGUUGUAAAAAACACUAGAGAGUUUGCACAAUUUCUUAAAUUGUAACAAAGGACAUUUUCCUUAACCCUUGCUUUCACUGCAGAAAAAUUAUAUCUGCUGUGUUGAGUCAUUACAGUUCAGCUACACAGCUUUCUAGCUGACAAGGAUUGAUACUCUUGAAUGACAACUCACUUAGGUGGAAAGUUCUUAAAGACAUAGUAUCUAUCCUCAAGGUUACUUUGAACACUACAUCAACAUCGAUCAGUUUUGUUUCUUUCCUUUAUUAUUUUUCAUUUACAGCUUAGUGGGGAAAAUGUGUUGUUUUUGUUUGUUUUUAUGACUACUCCUGCUCUGGCUUCUAAGUUUCCUAAGGUUUAAAACUUAAAUAGAUCUACAGGGGUUGUGAAAUACACUCCAUUAUAGAGAGCUGCCCCUGAAGAUCCUAGGGGGACUUAAGUGAGGACAUUCCAGUUUGUGGUGGACACAGCGAAAGCCCCUCCAUCAAGCUUGCAUGCCUGGGAUGAAGUGACCUUUCCUCCCCACUCCUUAUCUAUUGUUUUUUGUAUAGUUAUUGAAAGAACUGAGUGAAAACUGUGUAGUCUAUCAAGGUCUGUCUUGCUAGCGGAAGGCAGUAAUAAUUAUUUCUUUGAAAAAGGAAUGCAAAAAACAUGUUUGAACAUGUUCAUGAAGGUCUAUAUUUUGCUGGCUUCCUACAAAUCUGUAAAACUAGGGUACUCUUUUUAACAUCUGUUUUUCCCACUGGUUGAAUGUUUAGUUUUGAGGGUCCUCUCUUUCUCUGUUAUGGCAUAUGAAGCCCUUCUGGCAAUUUGAUUCAUGAACCAUCAUGCUUUGAAUCCGUAGGUCAGAAUACCAGCUACGCUUGCGCCUCUCCCUAAAGGUUUUGAAGCAGACAUAACAGAUCAUGUACCAGCAGUUUCCAGAAGAAGGCAUUUCACCCCCAGUUGUGCUCAGCUGGAACUAGAACGUUAACAGUUUACUACCAUCUGAUACUUGGAGGUUGGAAGUAAAGGAUUUAUUAAAAAUUGGCUGAAAUAUACACGGGAUAUGCUCAUAAGUGCACCACCCUUAUUUUCCUUGGCAAACAUCUCAUCUCCGUGUAUGUUGUACCAUCCCCUCUGAGUGUCUGAUGGAAUGAUUUAAUAACCCACCCUCUGAUUUCAGCCACAGUGUAGUCUGCAAUAUGGGUCGUGAAUUUAUGCUGCACAGUGCAAAGAGCAGCAGAGUGUUAGAGGGCCGUGACGCCAUAUAGGCAGACCUGCCUCGCUAUAGGAAGUGUUAUUAAAUUAUAUUGCACAUAAUAAUGCAUUCUGUAAUAGAUAUGCUGUGUAUCUUAAUUCUAAAUUUUUUUAUAAGUUCUUUACUGCAGGAGAUGUGGUCGUUUCCACCAAGCCACAUGGCAAUUCUGCCCAAGUCCCAACUCAGCAAAGUAUAAACAUGUGCUUGCCUUUAAGCAUGUGAAUAUUCUCAUUGGAUUCAAAGGGACUAUUCACAUGUUUAAUGUCUGACACGUGCUGAAGUACCUUAUUGAACAGGAACCAAUAACUGGACUGGAAAAUCCUCUGUGUUUCUAACAUCCUCUGCUUUAAAUCAAUUGAAUUGAAAAGAUACCUUUUUUCCCUCAGGCCCCAGGCAAAUUACUAGGGCUAGAUGCUUUGACCAUGUCUUCCUGCUUCUCCAGUCCCUUCAGUGCCUGCCACUCUCCUUCCAGAUGAAGUUCAAAGCUUCCCAUCCUCAUUUUCAAAGCCUUCCACAACUCUGGCCAUUCCUGUAUCUUUCCUCUCAUGUCUGCCUACAUCUCAUCCCAUGCUCUAUGCUCUAGUUUCUCUCUUGAUCAUUCCAUUUGUCUCCUUGGCAAGCUUCCAGCUUCUCUCCUACUUCCACGCCAUCCCUUAGGCUUAGAACAACGUCUCCAUUUAUGUUUACCCUACCCAGCUUCUUCCUCCUCCUCCAAAAACCUCUUUAAGAUCCCUCUGUUCCAUGAACCAUUCUAGCUUUAGAGGGUAUGUCUACACUGCAUUUAAAAACCCACAGCUGGCCCAUAUGGCAGGUGACUGGGGUUGCAGGGCUGUUUAAUUGUGGUGUAGAUAUUCAGGCUUGGGCUGCAGCCCGAGCUAAAAUGUCUACACCACAAUUAAACACUCCCAUAGCUCAAGCACUGUGAGCCAGAGUCAGCUGGCACAGGCCAGCUUUGAGUUUUUAAUUGCAAUGUAGACAUACCCAAAGAGUACAGAGGAUCCCAUACUGAAUCCCUGGAUUAAAACACCCCAACACUGGGGGAAGUUCAGAUCCCAACCAAAAUUUUGCGGCUCAGUCUCAUGGCGAAUAAAGAUCACCUCUUUCUCUAUGUUUGCUGGGCUUUGCAAUGCCCUUGGUCUUAUGACUACAACACAGACCUCAGAGCUAGGAGACCUGAGUUGUAGUCACAGUUGUGCCACAGUCUCAUUGUGCGACUUUGGGCAAGUCACUUUACCAGUCUGCUUUAGUUCCGGUAUCUGUUAAAUGGACGUAAUGAUACUGACACAUCUCAGAAUGGGGUGGGAGGAUUAAUCUGUGUUUGUAAUGGCUCUGAGAUUUUUGGAAGAAAAGGACUAGGUAAGAGAACAGAACCAAGUGCCUAGUACAUUGUUCAUGCCACACCAAUAAUAGUAACCUGUGCAAAGUAUUACUGUUGUCUCUGAUCUUUGAACUUCAGUUGCUGCACAAAGAGUCUGAAGCAUAGAUGAUGCUACCUUCCCUUUUGCAGAGUGGGUUAUUACCUCAGACCAGAUUCUCUCCUGUGACUACAAAGGGCCCACAUCUCACCAGAGAACCCAGUCUCUAAUGUGUAAAGUCUUAAUAUAGAUACUUCUUCUGAAUUUCGCCUUUUCCCAGUUACCCUUUAUAAAAUUGCAUGAUUUUGCCAGCUUUUCUAUGGAGAACAUGCCCUGUUCUGGCCUGCUGGUGCUUCUGAUUCUUCACAACCAGAAGUAAAGUGCUGGUGCUAAAAUGUUAUUCAGCUCCACAAUUUCAUUGUCUCAUUCCUUGGCUUCAGAGUGGGGAAAACUUACCUCACUAGGCAUACAGUAAUGAAAGAGAACCCAUUUCUCACAUGGACCCUACACCUGACCCCUUCCUUCAAAAAUGCUGCUGAGAUCACCACAGUAUUUUAAAAUUAAAAACAGUGAUUCCCAGUUAGAGUCAGGCAAAUAAAUGUGAACUUUCUAAUACAGAAGCAAGUGCAGAGAGAGUUGUCUAGAGGUAAGAGCACAGGUGUGGGAAUUAGAACUCCUGAUUUAUAUUUCCAGCUCUGUAACUUGGGCAAAUCACGAAACUUUGUUGUGUUUUGGUUUAGCCAUGAAUAAAGCACAUAUAAAAACACAUCUACUUUAUGCUCUUUGCUGUUAGGAGGUGUAAUUAAUUAAUGUCUGUAAAUCACUUUGAGAUCCACAGAUCAAAAGCACGAUAGAAAGGCAAAGUUUUAUCAUUACUCUACAAUUGCCGUCCCUCUGGUUUUGUCAACACCAUUCUUCAAAGCUCUCAGAAACCUAUUCUUCUUGCAUUAGGAGAUAUUGGGUAUUUGCAGAUAACAAGGAGUGUUUUGUGCACUCCUUAACAGAAAAGGCAAUAAAGGAUAUCAAUUCAUGUAUAAGGAACACUGUACAUUAUCUAGGGAAGGGAGGAACGAGGUGUAUAUGUGUAUUCCUUGGCUGCUAGUAGUGUUUCUAGAGAUGCAGCACUAAUCACAGAAAUGAAAGAGGUCACUCUUUGGAGCUAAAUUUGAGCUGUAAUCUUUAAAAAUAAAUUAAUUGUGCUUCUUAUGAAAGUGUUUCUGAUUUAGUAAAUGAUGUAAUUUGACAAAGUGCACAGACAGCCAUCAACAAUUGGUAAUAGGCAGAAAAUAGAAAGUGGUUUAUAGGGGCGCAGUAGACUCACUGGGUAACUGAUACCUGAGCUGAAUUUAGACCAUACACCUCACUAGCUUUGAUUAGGCAAGCAGCUGUUGGAAGUCUCCUGGGAUUCCUAUAAGGAAUAUACAUCUGCCAUUCACCUAACUGGCCGCUUCAAGGCACAAUUGUGCCAAAGAAAUCACCUGAAAAAGAACAUUUAUUAGAGGGAGCAUCAGGACUUUGUUAAAUGUAAACAUAGCGCGAUCUAUUUGUUGAAAUUACUGGAGUUACAACCCAGAUUAAUGAGACCUUAUCCAUCCUUCUGCAUAUGUAGCUAAUUUUAGCUGACCCAACAAAUAAUGUAUAAGGCUUAAGCUCUGGGUCCCAAAAGUUCCCUUCUUCCAGGGAUGGGCAAAUUAUGCAGCGAUCACCUUUAUUUUUUAAUCAGUGGUGAGGUAUGUUGACUGUUUGCUGUGGUUUGCAGUGAUAAAAUACACAGUGAAGUUUAUGCUGCAGGACAAGAUUGAUUUUAAUUAGGAAGCUGGUUUAGUUGCUUUGUUUCACUUGACCUUUUAAAUUGAAAGCCUGUGUUAGAGUUAAUUGAUAACUUCUUAAAGAAGAAAACAAGCAAGCAAAUAGUGAGUAAACACCAAUAUAAAAAGAGAAGGGGGCCUGACUUUUACUCCCUUGCACUGGUGUAAAAUAGGUGUGACUCUUUUGAAGUCAAUGGAGUUGCACUGGUGUAAUAAAAGUGUAAGUGAGAGGAGAAUCAGGCCUAAUAUUUUCCCCAAAUUCAAACUCAUCUCAGGAAGAGGCUCACAGUGUUGGAUUCUUCCUUUCUCUAGUGAACCAGAAAAGGAAAGAGGAAUACAUGGCUUGAGGGAUUGCUAAUAGAAUAGUGCACCUUUCCUUCUGGAUCACUGGUUCAAAUCUAGUGCUGGUCAGCAGGGUUUGAAAGUCAUUCCCAGCUGAUGGCUGCACAUUGUCCCAUGUGAAGUGAGUUGGUGGGUCUCAGUUUAGCUCCUAGUGGAUAGAUAUCCAAAUUACUAAAAAAGUAUCAUCAUGGUUGGUUUCCUUGUUGGCACUCUGAGACGAAAGGUCAAGGUCUAAAUGGACCAUGGAGAUUCUCAUUCCGCUCUGAUCCUCAGACAUCAUUCCUCCAGGUCAGGGUUGAGGAACACUGACAUAACAGUCUGGAGGAAGCUUGCACUGCUGUUGCUUGUAGUUGUACCUCUUCUAUGGAUGGGAAGGGGUCAACACCCAGGACUGUCAGUCUGGCAUCUCUCAUGAGUACUAAACUCCUCCUUUUCAGACUUAAGAAGAUAAAUAGAAAGGGGAUAGGGUGGGGGAAGAAGAACCCUCUCUCAUACCUAACCUUGUCUUUAAACUCACCUUAGCUGUUGUCUGGCUCCACUCACAGUAGAAAAGAACAUGUUAAAAACAGUAUAACCAGUUAUCGAGCUAAGGUCAUCUUAACACCUGUGGAGAGGAGAAAGGCAAUAUUUUGUCUCUGUCCCAAAUGUCACAGCAGACACUUCAGCCGUGUUAAGUUUUGGUAUGCUUAUUACUGUGCCUGGAUAAAAACUCUCAGAAUAAUGGGCAAGGUUGUCGGUCUGGUGUGUCCUAAGAUGUCUUUGAGCUGAGGGUGAAAUUCUGCUGUCUGUUAUACUGAGAAUACCACUGAAAUCAAUAUGUUUAUGCUGGUAUAACUGAGUCGCUAACCAAAUCUCUAAGAACAGGUACCUUGGGCUUUUCCUGGUGAUUAAAAAAAUAUCCCAUGAUAAACCAA